Messenger RNA from Mustela erminea (ermine), 5186 nucleotides. Its product is annotated as mucin-5AC-like. The record is from RefSeq and is a predicted model, not a curated record. The transcript has 4 exons. The coding region runs from base 126 to 4946 and encodes 1606 amino acids. Lineage: Eukaryota; Metazoa; Chordata; Mammalia; Carnivora; Mustelidae.
ACCAUUCAAUUAGUUCUCUUUAUCCCUGCCGGUAUCAAGUCUUAGAGGCACUGCUGAGUCAAGACGAAGCAAGUUCUCACCAAGAUCCAAAGGAGAUACCCCUCCCAAGGGGUUAAAAGGACAGGAUGAAGACUUCAGUCCUGACAGGGCUCAUCCUGGUCUUUGCCAUUUGUUUCCCGUUCAGCGAGAGUCAGCCGUCACAGCGCCGGCCAAGAACAAAGACAAUCAAUAGUCGACCAGUACAAAGUCCGCCUGCCAGGACCUCACAAAAUAGAUCUCCAUCCACGCAAGUCAGUAGGAAACCUCAACCCCGUUCUCGUGCCUCUGCCUCUCCUGCCCUGCCACACAAAGCAGCCAGCCAAUUACCUUUAAAUCCUAGGACAUCAAGCAAAAAGAAAAAACCUGUCCUGACAUCAAAAAGGCAAAGUCUACAAGGCAGGUCUAAGAAAACUACAUUGACCUCUGCCAAGAAAGGCCUGACCCCCCUUCCAUCUGGUUUAACAAGACGAUAUACUCCACGGAGCACAAGUAAAACUCUAAAACAGCCGAAAAAAAAUCAGAAGACAACUGCCAAAAAACAGUCAAAACGGACAGCAGCAGCACCAAAACCAUCUCUAUCUGUAAAGAAAAGUCAAAAUGCAUCUAAAAAAAUCCUGCCCACCUCUGCCAAGAAGCAGCUGAAUCUCCCAAAAGUGGCUAAGGAGGCAUCAAAACAAACUUCAACUUCAAAGAAAAGUUCACAGAAGUCCAAGAAAAUCCAGGCUAGGCCUGCUAAGAAACGGGUAAAACAACGCACAACUAAAUCAACUCCCAAAAGAAAAGUAACUAAGAAGAAAUCUCACAAUACUAAAAUAACCGUGUCUGUAUCCAAAACACAAUCUAAGUCCACAGCAAUAAAAAGUUCCCCCAAAACUUCUUCAGCUCCAAAGAAAAGACCAACUAAAUCUCGUAAGACUCCGCCAUCACCUGCCAAGAAAAAACAGAAUCGGGCAAAAGCAGUUAAAGCAGCCCCCAAAAAAAGUUCAGCCAAAAAGAAAAGUCUAAAGAAACAAAAAAAUAAACAGUUAACGCCAGUCAAAAAAGGGCCAGCCACGGCAACAGCAACGAGAGCAGUAUUAAAAGUCAAAAAGAAAAAUCUAACCACACCUAAAAAGACAGCAUCUACAUCUUUCAAGAAAAAGCUCAAUCAGCCAAAAAAAGUUGCAACAAAAAAGAAAAUAUCUAAGGCCAAAAAUAAAGUGUCAAAGAAACCCAAAAACUUUACUUCACCUGCCAAGAAACAAGUGAAUCAACCUAAAGCACUGAAAUCAGUACUAAAAACAAAACCAGCCUCCAAGAAAAGACCAAAUAAAGUGAAAAGCUCCUCGUCUAAAACUGCCAAGAGGCAGUCAAAACAAACAAAAGGCGGCAAAUCUCCAGCUCUCAGAAAAACUCUGGCCAAAAAGAAAAGCCUAAAAAAAUCUAAACCAGCUGCUGGAAAACUACUCAAUGGGUCUAAAUCUGCUCAAGCCGGACCAAAAAGAUCUCCAGCCAAGAAGAAAAUUCAAAAGAAAUCUACACAGAAAAAGCCCACAGCAGGUAAAAGGACUGGGAAAGCAGUUCUUGUAAAGAGUAAAUCCAUAAAACCAUCUAAAAAAAGGCAGCCCACCUCUCGAACAGCAAAGAAGAGGCUAAGUAAAGCCAAAAAAAGACUGCCUAAACCUCCUAAGAAAGGUGUAAAUCAACUUAAACCCCUCAAAGGAAAAAAAAGACCACCUUCUGUAGCAGGCAAAACUGUAAAACAACCAAAAAAAAGGAAAUCUAUACUUGCCAAAAAAACCUUGAAAUCAUCUAAAUGCAAAGGAUCUAAGCCUGUUCAAAGUCCACAGAAAAAGUUCCCACAUAACAAAGUCACAAAACCAUUUCCAUUACAUGUACCACCUAAAUUCCAUCCCUAUCUACAACCAAAUCGACCACAUAAGUGUCCACUAACGGCUCAUCAGAUCUAUCCACUUCCACCAAAACCACGGCCAAGUGCCCAACAUCCCCAUGCAAACCAGCAGCAGCAUCACCGACCUCAUUUGUCUCAUAAGCCACUCUGUCGUAAACCAAAACGUCCCACAAGGCCAACAGGAACAGAAGACAUUACAACUGGUGGCCCGACCAAUGCAAUCACCACAACACCUGUAGCUGUUACUAAUUUAGCCACCAUCACUAGCACUACAGCCAAUAGCAAAAUGUCUACUUCCGUUGCCCCAACUAGUACAUCUGCCACGGCAACUAAGGGAUCAGAUGCAACCACCAGAACACCUGAAACUCUGGCUGCCACCACAGUCCAAGUGACAUCAACCACUAACUCAGCAACAGAUGCUGCCUCCACAACUGCCCCAGCACCCGAUUUUACCACGGAGAGCUCAGAAGCUGAAACAAACACAGCAGAAGACGCCACUCUCCCAGCAACAGAUGGUUCCACCACUCAGGUUGUCACUACAACUUUAGCAAACACACCCCCUGCUACUGUUGCCACCACGACUGCAGCCACAACCCCCACACAUGUUGGUACCACAAGUGCAACACCCCCCAUAACUCUAGGGAUUGGUGCCACUAGCACUGGUGCCACCGCAUCAUCACCCAGUGCUACCACAACUCUUGCUUCCGCUACCACAGAAAUACUCGGAACUUCUACCACUGCUUCUAGUUCUGUCACAAUGACAGCUUCACCUGGUGCCACAACCGCAGCUGCACCAAGUUCUGCAACCACAGUUGCACCAAGUUCUACAACCACCAGUGCACCUGGUACUGCCACCGUAGCUGCCUCAAGUUCUGCCACCCCACCAGUGGCUGAGACGACCACUGAACCAGCCGAUGACAUAACCACUGAAGCUACUUCCCCGGUGAGUGAGGAAGUCACUGAAACAGCUGAUGACACAACCACUGCAGCUGCCACCACAACUUCACUGAGCGAGGUAACAACUGGGGCAACGGACUCCACAACCCCAGAAACAAACUUUUCACUCACUGCUACUACAACUGCUGGAUCCUCAAACCCAACAUCUGGGGGAACAAUCACCACCACAACUGCAGCAGCCUCUUCAACCCCAGGACUGGAUGUGACCACCAAUGGUCCAAUCACAACCUCAGCUACCAGUGUUACAACUGCUGCUGCUGGCACAACCAUAGCAGGUGCUACUACUUCCACCCCUGUGACUUCAGCCUCCACUGCUGAACCAGCUGUGCUGACCAGUGUGGGUGAAACAACCACUCAGGCUUCUGGAGCAACAACCCCAGAGGAUGAGGCUACCACUGGAGCUACAACCCCAGAGGAUGAGGCUACCACUGAACCAACAGAAGACACAACCACUGAAGCUGCCACAACUGUACCUGCUGAUGCCACAACCCCAACAGCGAACCCGACAUCCUUACCAGCGGAGUCCACAUCUCCAACUAUGAGUACAACUGCUUCAGCUACAACCACAAUAACUGGAGAAGCAACCAGCACAACCAUAGCAGCCUCCACAACUCCAGGACUUGAUGCCACCACAAGUGCCACCACCUCACCUUCAGUCACUGGUACCACAUCUCCUUCUGGUGCUACCACAACUGUACCAAGUGCUCCCUCUACUACUGAAUCUGGUACCCUGACUAACAGUGAAGCCACCACCCAGACUCCUGAUGCUACAAUGCCAGGGGAAGAGGCUACCACUGAACCAACAGAAGACACAACCACUGAAGCUGCCACAACUGCACCUGCUGAUGCCACAACCCCAACAGCUAACCCUACAUCCUCACCAGUGGAGUCCACAUCUCCAGCUGUGAGUACAACUGCUUCAGCUACAACCACAAUAACUGGAGAAGCAACCAGCACAACCAUAGCAGCCUCCACAACUCCAGGACUUGAUGCCACCACAAGUGCCACCACCUCACCUUCAGUCACUGGUACCACAUCUCCUUCUGGUGCUACCACGACUGUACCAAGUGCUCCCUCUACUACUGAAUCUGGUACCCUGACUAACAGUGAAGCCACCACCCAGACGCCUGAUGCUACAACGCCAGGGGAAGAAGCUACCACUGAACCAACAGAAGACACAACCACUGAAGCUGCCACAACUGCACCUGCUGAUGCCACAACCCCAACAGCUAACCCUACAUCCUCACCAGCAGAGUCCACAUCUCCAGCUGUGAGUACAACUGCUUCAGCUACAACCACAAUAACUGGAGAAGCAACCAGCACAACCAUAGCAGCCUCCACAACUCCAGGACUUGAUGCCACCACAAGUGCCACCACCUCACCUUCAGUCACUGGUACCACAUCUCCUUCUGAUGCCACCACAACUGUACCAAGUGCUCCCUCUACUACUGAAUCUGGUGUCCUGACCAACAGUGAAGCUACCACUCAGACUCCUGAUGCUACAACUCCGGGGGAUAAGACCACCACUGAGUCAGCAGAUAGAACCACUGCAGCUACCACCACUCCAGCUGAAGGUGCCACAACUGGUUCAGGUGACUCCACAACCUUAGAAGCCAGCACUACAUCUGUUGCUACUACUGCAACAGCUACAUCAUCUGCAUCCACAACUCCUAUAGCAGCUUCAGAUGCCACAGAUGCCACAACUACUGCUAGUAUGAGUAUAGCAGCCACCACUACCCCUGCUGAACCUGCUUUUUCAACCACUGAAGCUGCAUCUCCAGGGGAGGAGGGCACUACUGAAUCUUUAGAGACAGCUGCCACUACCACCCCAGAACCUGCAACAACUGCCCCCACUGAGGAGGUCACUGAUACCACAGCAGAUGAUACUACUGAUGCUGCCACGACUCCUUCUACACAAUCCACACAACCCCCUGAGGCUUCCACACUUGCAGGCUCAGCUGGAACCACCUCUGCUGUUGACAGCAGCACACAGCCACCAUCUGCUACUACGACUACAGCCAGUAUACCUACAACCAGCCUUACCAAUCCUUCCCCAUAAUGAAAGCAAUGCCGUGGUACAUCUCAAGCAUCUUGAUAACAGGUCAUAAUUUCCCUAAAUAUUAAACUUCUCAUCUUAAUUUUUACCAAUAUCGCCUCAAGAAUGGACUGCAGUCACACUUCAGAAAUGAGACCAUUCUAGAAAUUCUGCUUGUUUCACUCUCUCACUUCUUCUGUGUGUUCAUGUCUACUUCUCAGCUUUUGUUCAAUAAAUCAUUUUGAAAAUCAUCUGUUCCCUGCA